This is a messenger RNA of Cooperia oncophora, 357 nucleotides long. The record is from the annotation of a GenBank genome assembly. Lineage: Eukaryota; Metazoa; Nematoda; Chromadorea; Rhabditida; Trichostrongylidae.
AUGCACCGUUCACGUGCCGCAGAAUCGCCACAAUCCGGCGAUGAAGCGCCACAAAAAUCCAAAGAAAGUGGUGGAAGUCGCCGUCAACGAUGGUCAUUCGCGUUCCGAAGACGAUGGUUUUCAACAUCAGCACGAGAUUUAAAAAGCGAACAUCAUUCGGGUUUAGACAGCCCUACAUCGCCAGGUGUAUGCGAUGAAGCUGGAAUACUCAUUUCUCCACGUAAGACGAAACUCGGGUCAUCGUGGCAUUCAGAUGCGCCAUCGUCAUCCUGCACAGAUCGCCCAGACACAGGAGCUUCAGGUGGGGUUGUGAAGAGGAAGUCGUUGAGGCGCAGUGCUUGGGUAGCUAAGGGAUGA